Molecule: messenger RNA, 861 nt
Organism: Helianthus annuus (common sunflower)
Lineage: Eukaryota; Viridiplantae; Streptophyta; Magnoliopsida; Asterales; Asteraceae
Product: circumsporozoite protein-like
Exons: 3
Coding region: 1-861 (286 amino acids)
Molecular function (GO): nucleic acid binding; zinc ion binding
Source: RefSeq, a predicted model, not a curated record
AUGAGCCCACACCAUCAACUAUCCCGACCAUUUCCACCAUCACCACCGCAUGUGAUGCCAUCAUCCGACCCAUACCAUCCCUCACAUCAUUCUGGUAUAACCCGAGACGAUCUCCUUUUAUCUAUCCAGCUCCAGGUUGAGAUCCUGUGCCGAAGGAUCUACGACCUUGAGAAGGAGUCUGACGCUAGACAGCCACCCCCACCAGACUACCCACCGCCAGUCACACCACCACCACCAUCUUCACCACCACUAGCAUCUCCACCACCACCAGCAUCACCACCACAACCUGCCCACAUACCAGCCGAAGGCUUAGCUGCUCGAGUCCUGAAACUUGAGCAGCAGGUCCAGAUUUUAGGUGAUGACGCGGAAUAUGGUAUGCCGUGGGAUGAUUUGAAGGAAAGAAUGAGGGAAAAAUGUUGUUCGUAUGAAGAAGCUAUCAUUGAAAUCACCGAGAAAGUUGAAACACAUGCUGAGUUGUCCGGUGAUAAGAAAAGAAAACAUUCAACUCUAAAGCAAGCAAUCCGCAACAACAACAACAACUCCAACAAUAACAAGAAACGUGACACUAACCCGCCUAAGGAGGCGAAAACAUUUGCGGCUGCAAAUGAUACGGGAGUUAAGAGGUACCAGGGCACUCUGCCCAAAUGUGACAAGUGUAAGUAUCAUCAUGUGGGAGCUUGUCGAAUUGCGAGGUGCGAUAAAUGUGGGAAAUUGGGUCACCGUACUGAGGACUGUUGGGGAAAAGGAAAUGGAGGUGGUAAUGGGAAUGGUAAUGGAAACAGAAAUGGUAAUGGUGCUGGAAAUGGGAACGCUGCUGGAAAUGGGAACGGUAAUGGUAAUGGCAACGGUGCUGGUAAUUGA